AUGAGUAUGGCCGGAACUUUCCAUUCCUACACCUUUGUUGAUAAACAAGAAGGCCGACGGAUAGAUGCGGCACAGUUUCGAUUGUAUCUCCAGAAGUUCGUUCGCACUUGUGGAAUAGGGCGAGCAGCUCGUCUCAGACAUAGACUGCGUGAGUUGAGAGCGACUCUGAUGGAAUGCGUCGGCUAUAGGUUCUUCUCGUCGUCGUUGCUGUUCGCAUUCGACGCCGAUGCAGCGGAUUCGACCACAGACGAUGCCAUUCGGUUACGGCUCAUCGACUUUGCCCAUUCAACUCUGCCCGGAUUUGCGCAGGUGAAUAAUAGAUCGUGUCUAAAAGGCGGAAAUGUCCCCAUAGAAGUCGGCUGA
Cooperia oncophora is the source of this 363-nucleotide messenger RNA. The record is from the annotation of a GenBank genome assembly. Lineage: Eukaryota; Metazoa; Nematoda; Chromadorea; Rhabditida; Trichostrongylidae.